Messenger RNA from Solanum lycopersicum (tomato), 1746 nucleotides. RefSeq lists its product as uncharacterized. The record is from RefSeq and is a predicted model, not a curated record. Lineage: Eukaryota; Viridiplantae; Streptophyta; Magnoliopsida; Solanales; Solanaceae.
AUUAUCAGAAUUUAUGUGUUUUAUAUAAAAUGUGGAAUGAUGGAUCUUAAUGUAAAGAGAGAGAGAAGGAAAACAUGUUUUUUUUUUUGUAAUUAAUUCAAAUGAUAGAAUUUUUUGUGAUUUAUGUUAUCUUAAAAUGUGGAGCACAAAUUUAUAUUUUUGCUAAUAGUAUUUUAUAAGUUAUGUCUCGUACUUUAAAAAUUUUAUUACCCGGUCUAAGGGUAAAAAUUAAAAGUCAACCCAUUUAAAAACAAAAAUUAAAAAACAUCUCAUUUGAAAAGGCAAAUCAUAAUUAUUUAUAUUUCAACUAACUGAGUUCAAAUCAGCAAUAAAGCCAAAAAAAAAAAUGAGUACCAUCCCAAAAAGACGGAUCCUGUAUUCGAGAAUCCGAAUAGAGUCAGAGUCUAAUGUGAAUAUCAAAACAUCGAGUAAAAAUUAAAAAGAAUAUUUUAAAAAGUUCCCAAUUUGCCCCUUUAGCUUUAUAAACAAAAAAAAUAAACUAAUAAAGGGGCGUAUGAUAUAACCGCGCCUAACUCUUGAUUUUAAAUUAAAAAACCUGUUCCCGCUUUUGAUCAUUUUUUGAACUUCAAAAAAAAGAAGUUAUAAUUCCAAAUUCCAAAUAUAUUAAUAUUAACAAUUAACAAUAAAUAUAAUUCUAUAAGUUUAAUUCAAACUCAAUUUUUUUCUCAAAAUUAUUAUUAUGUCUAUGGAUAUGGAUCUUCAUCCUACACCAUUUCCAGGUAAAUAUCAAUCUGUGAAAUCAAGAUUCAAUAAAAACAUCUCAAAAGCACCAAAAAUCCAAUCCAAAGAACCAUCCAUUCCCAGGCAAAACAGAGUUUUUGGCACAAUUCGAAGCACGAAUGUUCCAACAAAAACAGUUGUUGAAAAGCCAUUAGCAAAAUCAUCAUCUGGUGUUUCUCAAAGACAACUCAAAUCACCAAAAAAGACUCAAUCUUUAACUGAUUCUGCAGUAAAUUCAGUAACGAAAAGCGCCAAGAAAGAAGAAAACAGAGCAAAAACAAGAAAGAAAAGUGUUUGUUUUCGAGAAAACAGAGAUGUUGCUGUUGCUGCUUCUGCUGCAGAGCCUAAAACACCGGUGAAAUCGCCUGUUUUGGCGAAGCCUCGACUCUCGGGAAGCACAACUCCAUUUCACAGUGCUGAGAAAUGCAGCAAAUGCAGAUUUGACAGAUUGGAAACGUCGAGUUAUUGGCUUUCUCAGAUCAAAUUAGCUGAAAAUGUCGAAAAACACUCUGUUUCUGCUGCUUUUUUUCAACUGGCUUUUGAUACCAAAGCUGAGCCCUUUCGAAACAUUUUGUUGGAAUUGAAAAGGUAUCUACGAAGACACAAGCAUUUAUCCGAGGGCAAAGAGUGGAAAGAGGUUUGUUUUAGCUAUGGUUUGUUGAAGGAUGAGAGCAAUUCUAAGGACAAAAUUGGAAAUAGUAGCAAGAAUAAGGAGAUUGAAAAAGAAAAAGAAGAAGAAGAAUUAAAGUGGUUGAAUUUGGAAGUUGAUGAAGAAUAUAGUAUUAUUCAAGAAGGAAAUGAAGUUCCAUUUUCACUAUUGUGUUGAAUAUUAUGUACUAAAGUUAUAGUAUUUGACUUUUACAUAUUAUAUAUAUAUGAAUGUAACUUGUAGGCUAGUAGUAAUAUGUUUUGGUUUUGUUUUGGAUUUGGUUUGUUCUCGUAGAUGCACGAUCAGACCUCUAUGUAACAAUUAUCUUCUAUAACAAUUACUUUUGUUUUUGUAUA